Prorocentrum cordatum is the source of this 2241-nucleotide messenger RNA. The record is from the annotation of a GenBank genome assembly. Lineage: Eukaryota; Dinophyceae; Prorocentrales; Prorocentraceae.
AUGAAGGAGGCGGACGCGGAUUCGGGCCCCGAGGAGCACACCCGAUCGAGCGGCCGUCUGUCCACAGUGUCGAGCCGCAGGUCGGAUGCCUCCUCCGUGGUCGAGACGCCGCGGAAGGUGAUCGCCUGGAUGCUGUCGGGGUUCGAUGCGUGCAUCGGCGUGGUCAUUCUGGCCAAUGCCGUCGCAAUUGGCGCAGAGCAGUCCUUCGAACUUGCCGAGAUCGACAUCUCAGCGUUCGCAUAUCUCGAGCACUUCUUCUUGACCAUGUACGUGCUGGAGUUGUUUAUUCGUUGUGUAUCCACGGGUGGCAAGUGCUUUAGCGACAAUUGGGUGAGAUUCGACGCCUUCCUGGUGGGCACGAGCGUCUUGUGCUUUUGGAUCAUCCCCCCGGUGAUGGGGAAUGUGCAGGGAAUGGGGAUGGUGAGCAUGGUGAGGAUGCUACGCCUCCUACGGCUGGCCCGUUCCGUGCGGCUGAUCAAGCAGUUUCGAGAAUUGUGGAUGCUGGUGCAGGGUCUGCUGGUUUCUGCGCGGACGAUGGUGUACACGAUCACGCUCAUCGUCGUGAUAUUGUAUUUGUUCUCGGUUGUGGCGGUUGAGGUCAUCACCAAGCACCAUUUAGCUAGACGGGAAGAUGGCGAUCCAACGUUCCACGAUAUCGUCGAGCACAGUUUCAAUACCCUACCGCAGACCAUGAUGACGCUCAUGCAGUUUGUGUCUUUCGAUAACGUAGUACUCAUAUACGAGCCGUUGAUCAAGCGCGACUGGAGACUUGCGCUCUUCUUCAUCAGCAUCAUCGUGAUCGUGGGCAUUCUCCUCAUGAACCUCGUCACCGCCGUUGUGGUGAACAAUGCUCUCGAGCAGGCCAUGGCAGACAAGGAGUUGGUGAAGAAGUUGGAGGACAACAAGAAGAGGAAGAUGUGCAAGGAGCUUCGCAAGCUCUUCUUUCGGCUUGACGUGGAUGCCUCCGGACACAUCAGCAUGGAUGAGAUUGCGCGGGUCUCAGACGAGGACAGGCAGAUGCUCGUCAACAUAAUGGGCAUGUCGGAUCCGUUAGAGUUGUUCCAGGCACUCGAUUGUGACGGCUCGGGGGAGGUCGACAUCGACGAGUUCAUCAAAGGGCUCUGGCAGGUAUGCACGUCGAAGGCUCCCAUCGAGAUCAAGCGGGUGGAGAAGAUGGUCGAGGCGAUGCAAAACCAGAUGCGCGCGUCACAGAGCAUGAUGGCCGACAUGGUGAGGGAGAUGAGCGACCUGAAGUACCAAUUCGACUUGAAGCUCAGUCGUUCGAGUUUGAGCGCGUCUGCAGCUCUGCCAGGGGGCCCAGACUGCCGUAGCAUCGGCGGCACGGACGUCAGGCAGUCGAAGAGCGGUUCGUCAGUCUGGGACCAGACGCACCUGAUAAAGGAGGUCGAGGCCGACUGCGACGGUCACCUCGCGAGCGGCACUCCAGCGGGGCGCGAAGGCCCGCACCGCGACGUCGCCGCUGCGGCCCCAGGCUCCGGCGCGGGCGCGGCCGCGCAGGCAUGGGACGCGAGGCCGGGCAGCAGGCAGACGGCCGACGAGAUGUCGCCUUCGGGCCCGGACAUCUCCGCGGCCAUGGACCUGCUCAGGGCGCUCACGUGCGAGCUCCGGGCGUGUCGCGCGGCGGGCGCCACGGGCGCGGCCAUGGGCGAAGCGGCCCGCGCGGGCUCCGCCCUGCGGGCCCCGGGGCUCCGCCUCGGCCGCGCCGUGACGCGAGAUGUGCUGUAUGAGCUGACGAAGGCGGCUCGUCCCUCAGACGACUUGCACUCGCUGACGACGGCGCCCCGCUUCUCGAGCAGUUUGGGCGACUUGAGCCCCACACGACCGUCGACGGGCGCCCCAGCCUGCGACGGCCACCUGGGCCUUGCACGCUGGGCCAGGGCCACAUCAGAUCCUCGUCACGCCCCGGGCGACUCGACCACGGGCGUCCAAGCUUUCGCACGUCAGCCCGCACCGAAGGACGUCAUGUACUACUGCAGCGCCCCCCUCUCUGGCACGGCUGCGAGCAUGAACAGCUCCCCCAGAAGCCCAUGGCCGCCGCAGAAGCGCCCAGCCGCCAGGACGCUCGAGGCUUCGGCGCCGAUGGACUCAGCCCCCCAGGCGGCGACGGCGGCGCAUCCGCGGGCCGCCCACGACAGCGCUGGCGGGCCGCCAUCCCCAGCGGGCCGCGCCGCCCAGUCCGGCUGCGUGGCGUCGGGCCCGGCCCUGGUGCACCAUUUGUGA